UUGGACUUUUUUAGUUGAAAAAUGUUGGUCUUGAUAAUGAUGAGUUCGGCUCUUCUGUCAAUAGGAUCCUGCAGGGCACUAGUAAUGACCAACGUGGACAAACCGGAGAUUAAAAUAAUUCCCGAUACAAUGGUCACCGAGGGCGACACUGGGACCCUGCAGUGUCACGUGACCAGCAAGACUCGACCAGUCAUACAGUGGUUUAAGAAGAUGGAGGAUGCAUUGUAUAUCCCCCCUUCUGCAUUUGACUUGAACGGUCAACUCUUUACCGUCCUGAAAUCAAAUAAUUAUCUUUAG
Messenger RNA from Magallana angulata, 297 nucleotides. RefSeq lists its product as uncharacterized. Bases 22 to 297 code for a protein of 91 amino acids. The record is from RefSeq and is a predicted model, not a curated record. The transcript has 4 exons. Lineage: Eukaryota; Metazoa; Mollusca; Bivalvia; Ostreida; Ostreidae.